UGAGAACCCGUAUUCAUAGUCCUUCCUUGAGGAACAAGGAUUCCUUGUUCAUGAAAUGUGAAAUGAGAACAAGGAAUCCUUGUUCCUCAAGGAAGGACUAUGAAUACGGGUGUUACCCGUGGCAAUUAUUAUAGAGGAAAGCAAUUCAUAUUUAAGAAUCAGAAUUUAGGGGCGAUAAGUAGAAUGACAUUAAUUACUGAUCAUCAAUAUGAAGGGUGAACAUAGUCAAAUUCUGAAAGGCUCAGUAAUCUCAACUGCGACACCGUUCGCGUUUGUUUUGAUGUCCAAAUACAGAAAUGACAGAUGCGACAACUGCUUGCGGAGCAGUAAACUACUGAAAUGUUCAGCGUGUCAAUGUGUAUAUUACUGCGAUCGCCACUGUCAAAAAGAAUCAUGGGGCAUACACAAGUUCGAGUGUACAAAUUUGAAGCGAAUAUCACCAAGAAUAAUUCCUGACGCAGCUAGAUUAAUGGCACGAAUAGUCAUAAAGUUGAACAAAGGUGGAGCAGACGAGCAAGGCUUUUACACAGAGACAAGAUUCAGGAAGUUCAAGGAUCUUAUGUCUCAUUAUUCCGAUCUGAAACAAGAUGUGAAACGAAUGGAACACUUUACGUCUCUAUGUGGUGUCUUAUUUGAAGUCCUCGGAGAGACGCUUCUACCAAACUCAGCAGAGUUGAUGGGAAUAUAUGGUCGCCUGUGCGUCAACUCUUUCAACAUAUUAGACUCAGAGAUGAACAGCAUCGGAACUGGGGUUUACCUAGGGCCUUCCGUAAUGGAUCAUAGUUGCAAGCCAAAUGCUGUUGCUGUUUUUGAAGGGACUACAAUCACCAUUAGAGCCCUGGAAGAUAUACCUCGAUUAGAUUGGUCAGAGAUCAGAAUAUCAUACAUCGACCUGCUCAAUUCCACGGAAGAAAGACAAACUGAAUUACAAGCUGGUUAUUAUUUUCGAUGCAACUGUGAACGAUGCACGUCACCUGAGCCGUUUGUGAUGGCUGCUGCUUGUCCGAGUCCGUCAUGCGAUGCUCCAUGCUUUCCGUCUGAGGAAAGUUGUUCAGAAUGUGGAGAAAAACUACCCGAAACACUGAGCGAUUUGUUUGAAGAAGUUACAGAAUUUACUCUACAUCAUUUACAAAGCAUGAAGACUGUCGCAUAUCUCGAUGUUAGUAAAAUAUGCCUAAAGAAGCAGGAAGGCGUAUUACAUUCCCUCAACUUGCAGCAUGUACGAACGCUCGACGCUGCUUUUGAAGCGGCAGUCAAUUUGGGCACUUGUUGGGAAGAUGCUGAACAUUAUGGAACUAAACUCAUACCUGGAUAUCUAUUAUAUUAUGGCGCCAUGCACCCAUUAACAGGAUUACUCUAUCUGAAAUUAGGAAAGAUACAAUUGUAUUUAGGGAAAUCGAGCAGAGCAGUUGACACACUCAAAAAGGCUGCAGCAGUUUUAACUGUAACACAUGGCGAUCAACACUCUCUUGUUAGAGAGCAGCUCAGACCAUUGACUUAUCAAGCUAUUUCCCAAUAUUCUAAUUAAAUAAGGCCAAUUUUCACUUACAGAAAUAUAUUUUUAGAUUUUGUAUAAACACUGUUCACCGAAUUAUCGAGAUAUUAUACUGCCGCAGUACACGAUAACGACGAGAAUGAAAAAUAAUUGUAUGAGCAAACUGUAGCAAAAAUUACAUUAUUGAACUCUGACGAUGGGUUGUAAUUACCAAAGCUUAAUGAAAUUCUGGCAAGUUUUAGAAUCACUUUUACGAUGCAUUUAUUAGAUGGACAAUGGGAAAGAUAAGUAUGUAAAUUAUUAAAUUUAUUUAGAUACGUUCUACAUGUUAGGCUGGUUAUAAAAAUGGUGCGUUUCUAGAAUCACGUGGAACCAAACUUUUUUACCAUAAAUUUAUGGAAAAUCAAUAACAAGGGAGUUCGUUAUAAAAUUUGGACGAUGAUUACUUUACUGAAAAAAUGUUUAUUUUGUGAUACUGAUAGGAUACAUCUUGCAUUCACGCACUCAUACAAUAUUAUUGUAUAUGCUACACAUAUACCACAAUAACAAUAAGAAACUACACUGGCAUUCACGCAUCAGACACGCUUUUGUCUCUUCACUCCCAGUCUCACAAAUAUUUUCAAAUGUAUUCGAUUACUAUAUUAAUGGAACAUAUAAAAUAAUCAAAAUAAAUUAACAACACAGUGAAGUCUUACACAGGAAUUGACGUUCAACUCCUUCAUAGACAAUAUUCCGAAAAAGGAAAUAUUGCUGCUUCGUGUCUCAUUUUUUUUCCUUCAGGGGUAUGGAGGUGGAAUUAUUUUACAGCAAAUAUGCUUCAAAGAUUGAUACAACGAUUCGACGAUUUACGUCUAGCUUCUUUCUCUUCUAAACUCGCGUUAUUUUCUA
Messenger RNA from Neodiprion virginianus, 2383 nucleotides. It is a transcript of the gene Smyd3, whose product is annotated as histone-lysine N-methyltransferase SMYD3. Gene Ontology annotation, cellular component: nucleus. The coding region runs from base 209 to 1528 and encodes 439 amino acids. Lineage: Eukaryota; Metazoa; Arthropoda; Insecta; Hymenoptera; Diprionidae. The record is from RefSeq and is a predicted model, not a curated record. Gene Ontology annotation, molecular function: protein binding. The transcript has 7 exons.